This is a messenger RNA of Dunckerocampus dactyliophorus (ringed pipefish), 2265 nucleotides long. It is a transcript of the gene rnf41, whose product is annotated as ring finger protein 41. The transcript is spliced from 7 exons. The record is from RefSeq and is a predicted model, not a curated record. NCBI's taxonomy places the organism in Eukaryota, Metazoa, Chordata, Actinopteri, Syngnathiformes, Syngnathidae. Gene Ontology annotation, molecular function: ubiquitin protein ligase activity; zinc ion binding. Bases 203 to 1159 code for a protein of 318 amino acids. Gene Ontology annotation, cellular component: plasma membrane signaling receptor complex. Gene Ontology annotation, biological process: regulation of canonical NF-kappaB signal transduction; tumor necrosis factor-mediated signaling pathway; protein K63-linked ubiquitination.
GUACGAGUGAUGCAGACGGCGUCGGCAGUAACACAGCAGGACGCGACUAGCUCAAGCUAACAGUCAGAAAAAGAAAACUUUCCCCGGGAGCUGUCUUACUACACAGCCAAAGUCUUUGUCCAGGUCUUGUAACCUGAGCAGCUGAAUGGAAGCACUCAAGGCGGCUUGUGAGUGAGGUGGCGAACGGUGCCAGUGAUGUACCAUGGGGUACGACGUGACGAGGUUCCAAGGGGAGGUGGAUGAAGACCUCCUGUGUCCGAUAUGUAGCGGAGUACUAGAAGAACCAGUGCAGGCCCCGCACUGUGAGCACGCCUUCUGCAAUGCCUGCAUCACGCAGUGGUUCGCCCAGCAGCAGAUCUGCCCCGUGGACCGCACGGUGGUGACGCUGGCCCACCUGAGGCCCGUGCCCCGCAUCAUGCGCAACAUGCUGUCCAAGCUGCAGAUCAACUGUGACAACGCCACCUUCGGCUGCACGGCCACGCUCCGACUGGACCAGCUGCAGUCGCACCUCAAGGACUGCGAGCACAACCCCAAGAGGCCCGUCAACUGCGAGGAGGGAUGCGGCCUGGAGAUGCCCAAAGACGAGCUGCCCAACCAUAACUGCAUCAAACACCUGCGCAGUGUCGUCCAGCAACAGCAGACCAAGGUCUCGGAGCUGGAGAAGACUGUAGCCGAACAUAAACACCAGCUGGGCGAACAAAAACGAGACAUUCAACUGCUGAAAGCGUACAUGCGAGCCAUCCGCAGCGCCAACCCCAACCUGCAAAACCUGGAGGAGACCAUCGAGUACAACGAGAUCUUGGAAUGGGUGAACUCCAUGCAGCCCGCGAGGGUGACCCGCUGGGGCGGCAUGAUCUCCACUCCGGACGCCGUGCUGCAGGCCGUCAUCAAGCGCUCGCUCAUCGACAGCGGCUGCCCGCUCUCCAUCGUCAACGACCUGAUCGAGAACGCCCACGAGCGCAACUGGCCGCAGGGCCUGGCCACGCUGGAGACGCGGCAGAUGAACCGGCGCUACUACGAGAACUACGUGGCCAAGCGCAUCCCGGGCAAGCAGGCGGUGGUGGUGAUGGCCUGCGAGAACCAGCACAUGGGCGAGGACAUGAUCCUGGAGCCCGGCCUGGUCAUGAUCUUUGCGCACGGUGUGGAGGAGAUCCUAUAAAACUGCACUGCCGCUUAUUUAAAGGACCCGAAGUGGACUCUUGAUACCUACGCCUUAAAGGAAGGACGACAACGUUAUCAAGCUGGCAAGCAGAGUAUGACUGAUGAACAAUGACAUGUUUACAUUUAGUGCAUUAUAUCAGCUGAUUGUUGCAACAGAGACGCUUCCUUCUCGCUGCUUGGGUUCCUCGUGAACUCUGAACCUUUUUUCCACCCCCCUCCCCCCCCGACGUAAACAAGUCAAUGAAGUGUUUUACAAGGAGAAAACCUGACGUGUGAGCCCAUAGUCAGACAACACACAACACACUAGCGAAUACUAGCGUCACAUUAUCGACCCUCUUUUUGGAGAAAUAUCAAAGAAGGUUGUGCUGAGAAAGCGCCCCACAAGUUUCCUGAGUGGUGUAAAUGCUUGUAAAUACAAAUGCUAUAUUGGAAUCCUAGAUGUCAUUAUCUCAUUUUUGUCUGCCUUGUUUAUUUUCCGCUCUUUUUUUGUUGUUGUUGUCAGCGACGGUUUCCCGGGGAUUGUGACAGUUUGCCAUCUGUUUCCUGGCUGUACGGUCAUUAAGUUACGCUGUGAAUAUUCCACCAGAUGUCCUCUUCUGUGCCAUUUUCUUUUAUUUAUUAUGAUUAUUCUGUUGCCUUUUUACCGACAUACUUUAAAAAGAAAAAAAAGAAAGAAAAAGCUUGAAGAUGGAAUUUGGCCUUUUUCUGUGCAUUUGAAGUUUGUUGCAGGAACCAAGCAUCUGUUGUUGUUUUGUUGUCGUUGUUGUCCAGAUGUGAAGUGAUACGUGUUAAAUCUUGGAAGCUGAACACGCGGGAGAUUUAACGUGAUGACCACAACGGUUGCCUUUAUUCCAGUUCUUUACGUGUCGACCAUGCAUUUAGCAAACAUCUCUUUAAUUGCCACGCGCUCACAGCAGCAGAGAUUGUAAAAGGUGUUGUGGGCAAGGAUGGAUUGGCGCCAAACUGUACUCAGACAGAAUAUGACGCAGGAGAGCAGUAAGCGCUACUUUUUUCUCAGUCUCUUUGCUAAUGUUUUUAUUUGUCCUGUGUACUGGUGUAUCACGUUGUACAGACAAGCCAAUAAAACGUCAAAAGAAUGUUUAU